CAGCUUACAUAAACCCUUUUUCCGGAAGAGAGGGUUUUGUAUUGAUUUUUCCUUCGCUGUGUGGCCGUCACUUUUCUCGCGUCGCCCUUCAGCAGCCGUGACCGCCUCCGUCAACCUCUAUAUUUCCGUGUCAUCAUCUGGCUAUUUCUGAACAAGGAUCAUGGAGGAAAUUAAAAAAACGGGACUUGUCGAAACAAUAAAAAGAGAAGCUCCACAGCUAGCAACAGUGCUGAGAGAAAUGAAGGAAGGCCUAGAUGUGGUUAGGAGCAAAGUUGAGGCACUCACUGCAAAGGUAAAAUCAAACAGUUAUCCGACAGCGGAUGGGAUGAGUUAUCUCGAGGCGAAGCAUCUGUUACUUCUAAGUUAUUGCCAGUGUCUCGUCUAUUAUCUACUAAGGAAGGCAAAAGGAUACUCUAUUGAUGGCCAUCCUGUUGUAAGGAGCCUUGUAGAGAUACGAAUGUUUCUAGAAAAGAUUCGUCCCAUAGACAAAAAACUUCAGUACCAAAUCCAGAAGCUCACCACUGCCGGAGUGUCUGUGGCUGAACAAACCCUCUCUGAGGGAAAGGAAGCCCAAAAAUCUGAAGAUGUUUCUAAUUAUAAGCCCAAGCCAGAGUUGCUUGCUGAUAAAAUGGUGGAUGAACCAGAGGAUAACGUUUAUAGGCCUCCUAAGUUUGCUCCUAUGUCUAUGGAUGACAAGACGUCAAAACAGGAAAGAGAUGCUGCAAGAAAAGAGAAACAUUUCUUAAGACAAGCCACUGAAAAUACAUACAUGAAAGAUGUGUUGGACGACCUCGAGGGCCGGCCUGAAGAGAUCAUAGACACUUAUGGGGCUGAGAGCAAGGAACAGAGAAAGUUCAUGGCACGAUAUGAAAGGCAACAAGCGGUAGAAGAAGAACUCUUUGUCAGGGCUCCUCGUACUAAGGAGGAUAAGAAGAGAGAGAAGCGCUUGAAGUCACGCAAUGGGUUGCAUGGACUUGCUGAGAGUUUUGACGACGAGUUCAAGUUUUUGGAUGAAGAUGGUGAAAAAUCAUCAAGUUUUGGUGGUAGUGGCCGUAGAAGUGGGGGAAAAUCCAAGAGAAGAAAGACGAGGCAUUGAUAUGGAAGGUGACAAAUCACUAUGUUGCUGCUACACUGUCGUUUUGCUUUUGUGAUUGUAUUGAGAUUUUUUGUUUAAUAUUGAGAACACACAUAGUCAAGCACUUGCAGUAAUAUUCGGGAAGACCAUUUCUCUUUUGCUAUACUUAGCUUCGUUUCCAUUUAAAUAAGUGAUGUAACAAAAAAAUCUGAUUUGAAUUGAAUAAACAAUUCGCC
This is a messenger RNA of Eruca vesicaria subsp. sativa (arugula), 1311 nucleotides long. NCBI's taxonomy places the organism in Eukaryota, Viridiplantae, Streptophyta, Magnoliopsida, Brassicales, Brassicaceae. The record is from the annotation of a GenBank genome assembly.